Molecule: messenger RNA, 3868 nt
Organism: Cyprinodon tularosa
Lineage: Eukaryota; Metazoa; Chordata; Actinopteri; Cyprinodontiformes; Cyprinodontidae
Gene: ppfibp1b
Product: PPFIA binding protein 1b
Exons: 27
Coding region: 179-3064 (961 amino acids)
Biological process (GO): neuromuscular junction development
Cellular component (GO): presynaptic active zone
Molecular function (GO): protein binding
Source: RefSeq, a predicted model, not a curated record
GAGCAGCAGCGGUGUCACAUCGACAUCAUGGCGUAGCGAUGCGGUGGAGCUGGGGUUUCCGCUGGUGGGCACGGAGAAGUUCAGAAAUCCUGGAGUUUUAACUUUAUCAUCAGGAAUUAUCCAACAAAACACGACAAAGUUAAUUCCUUCGAGCAAAGUGGUUGAUUGGUGACUGAAGAUGAUGUCCGACGCCAGCGACAUGUUGGCUGCUGCCUUAGAACAGAUGGACGGCAUAAUAGCAGGCUCCAAGGCCUUAGACUACUCCAAUGGGCUGUUUGAUUGUCAGUCACCUACCUCUCCUUUUAUGGGCAACCUGCGGGCCCUUCACCUACUGGAGGACCUGCGCAGCGUGCUGGAGUUAAUGGACACAGAGGAAAGGGAAAGUCUCCGCUGCCAGAUCCCUGACUCCACAGCUGAAAGUCUGGUUGAGUGGCUUCAUGGUAACCUGUCCAAUGGACACAUCUCUGGAGGUGGAGGUGAUCACUACCAGGAAAGACUGUCAAGGUUAGAAGGCGAUAAGGAGUCCCUGGUGCUUCAGGUUAGUGUGCUGACUGACCAGGUGGAGGCGCAGGGAGAGAAGAUCCGGGACCUGGACAUUUGUUUGGAGGAGCACAGAGAUAAACUUAACGCCACAGAGGAGAUGCUGCAGCAGGAGCUCCUGUGCAGAACUUCACUGGAGACGCAGAAAUUGGAACUUAUGUCUGAAGUGUCCAACCUGAAGCUGAAACUCAACACUAUGGAGAAGGAGAGGCUGAACUUUGACAGAUUUAGAGACAGUGAGGAUUUAAUUCUUGAGCUUAAUGAACUGCGGUACAGACUGACGGAAAUGGAGAGUGAAAAGCUACAGUGCGAAAAGAAACUUAAGUCGACAAAGGAGGAGUUGGCCUCCAUGAGGAGGCAGCUGGAGGGCAAAGAUGGUGAAAAGAGGAGGCUACUGGAUGACAUCAGAUUUAAAGCUAAUACCACAAGCGGCUCCAAUGGCCUAGAAAGAGUUUCUCAUCCAGAUGAAACGCUUAGAAAGAGGCUGAAAGAAAAGCAUGUGGAAGUGCAAAGAAUGAAAAAUGCAGUUGAAUCAUUAAUGGCAGCCAAUGAAGAGAAGGAUCGUAAGAUAGAAGAACUAAAACAGUCACUUUUGAGGUACAAGAAAGUUCAAGAAAUGGUUAUGUCGGUACAAGUGAAGAAAGAGAAAACAAAAGACAACGAGCGUGUUGAGAGCCCGAGUGAUGGAUCCAGUCCACUCCUGUCUGGCAGCUCUGGGUCUGUGGAAUCUGAAAAACAAGACAUUGCAGAUGUUGAACAGCUGCAAACAAAGAAGCCAGAUGAGCCAGACAGACUCAGUGGACUGAGUGACGACCCGUCACCCUCUCCCAGCCCUGCUGAUCCAGUACCAGAGCAAGCACAAACAGAAAGCCAAAGCAAUCUAGAGCCGACCAAAGCUGAUGGUCAGAUCCAGUCAGAAGAAAGCAGCAAUGAAAUGUGUACAAAUGAAGAGAGCAGUAAGAUGAGUGAAAAGCCCCCCAUGAAUCCCUCGGCCACCUUGCCUGCCUCCAUUGAUGAUGACAGCUUUGGCUCCAGAAAGGCUCGCUCUUCUUUUGGAAAAGGAUUCUUUAAGAUCCGCGGAGGCAAAAAAUCAUCCAGCAACCCUAACCUGGACCGCAGCAGGAGUGCAAGUGCGCCCAUGUUAGCUGAAACGGAGCAACAGGGCACCGACCAUCUGGACCUUGCCGGGGUCCCACAGAGGUCACCCCACAGUGACAGCACACACACACUCCCUUCGACCCCGGAGAGCAGGACGAAAUCUAAAGGCAUAAAAAAACUAUUUGGGAAGCUUAAGCGGAGCCAGUCGACCACGUUCAACCUUGACGACAACCUCCCAGAGGGAGAGUUCAAGCGGGGCGGAGUACGAGCCACAGCAGGACCCAGACUGGGCUGGUCUCGUGAUUUCCAGCGAGUCAACAAUGAAGUCGACGCUCCAUUUGCACGCUGGUCCAAAGAUCAGGUGUGUGAUUGGCUGCAGGAGCAGGGCCUCGGCCUGUACGUGAACAUGGCCCGCACAUGGAUCUCCUCUGGACAGACACUGCUGCAGGCGUCGCAGCUAGACCUCGAGAGGGAGCUUGGCAUCAAACAGCCGCUGCACAGAAAAAAGCUGCAGCUCUCUCUGCAGGCCCUUGGUUCAGAGCAAGAGGAUAACAAGGGAAAACUGGACUAUAACUGGGUGACAAGAUGGUUAGACGACAUCGGCCUUCCUCAGUAUAAAACCCAGUUUGAUGAAGCCAGAGUGGACGGGCGAAUGCUUCACUAUAUGACUGUGGAUGACCUCCUCUCCCUGAAGGUGGGGAGUGUCCUCCAUCACCUCAGCAUCAAGAGAGCAAUUCAAGUUCUACGAAUCAACAACUACGAACCCAACUGUUUGCGUCGGAGACCAUCAGACGAGAACAACAUUUCACCUGCAGAGAUCUCCCAGUGGACCAACCACAGGGUGAUGGAAUGGCUUCGAUCUGUUGACCUCGCUGAGUACGCUCCUAACCUGAGGGGCAGCGGUGUCCACGGAGGACUAAUGGUUCUGGAGCCCCGGUUCAAUGUGGAGACCAUGGCUCUGCUGCUUAACAUCCCCCCCAACAAGACGCUGCUGCGUCGCCACCUUGCCACACAUUUCAGUCUCCUCAUUGGCUCAGAAGCUCAGCAGCUCAAACAGGAGUGUCUGGAGAACCCAGACUACAUUCUACUUACUGCCACUACUAAAGUCAAGCCAAGGAAACUGUCGUUUGGUAACUUCAGCGGUCUAAGGAAGAAAAAGCAGGAGGAAAAUGAGGAGUAUGUGUGUCCAAUGGACGUAGAGAUGCCAAAAGGACGGAGUUUCCAGAAAGGCUUUGAGCUCCAGAUCUAUGAGGAUGACCUGGACCGGCUGGAGCAGAUGGAGGACUCUGAGGGGACAGUGAGACAGAUCGGGGCUUUCUCAGAGGGAAUUCAGAACCUCACUAGUAUGCUGAAAGAAGAUGAAUUCUUUAAAGAGAUGUCAAACUCUCCAAACCCGAGUGUCACCGAUGAGGAAUCCAAUGCAUGAGACAGUCUGGGUCCGACCCGGUCCUGCUGUGAAUGAAACUCUGGGCCGACCCUCCUCUUCUCACCGUUAACGACCCUUUAUUGCCUUUUAGUGUUAAAGAGCCAAAAGUGUUACAGCUUCCUCCUUCUCUUUGUCAGCGUCUCUGGCCCAUUCGUCACCAUUACUGAUGUCCGAGGGAACAUUUAGGAUAGCACCACUGUUUUCCUACCAGCUGGUCUCUGGAAAUAUUUUAUACUCUGUGGUAUAUAAAGUGUCAACCAGCAAGAAAAUGCCAUGAAAAUACGAUUUUAUAUAUUUUAAUAUAUCAAUUUUAGUUGCCUUCAGAGUUAGAAAAUGAAAGGAAGACGUGGGCUUUGCUGAAACGGACGAAUUCACAGAGGAAAUUUAAUCAAAGUAUGUCUUUAAAAACAAAUUCUGCAGCUGCUACGUUUUCUCUUUCUACACGACUGAACCUUGCUGAUUAAACAACUGUGGUCUGAUAUUUCAUCUUUUUUUAUGAAGAUUUGUAUGCUCAUCAAUUUGCACAUAAACUACAUUAACCAGUCUAAAGAAUAUCCUUGCAUGAUUUCGGAGUUUAACACGUUUGUAUUUUACUUUUUAUCUUGGAAGGAUCUGGGAACCUAUUUAGUUGUUCCUUUGAACAUGUAGUCUGAGAAAAUAUCAUUUCCCUGCAAUAAUUCUGUAAUUCAGCUCUUUAUUCUGUCAUAGGUUAUACAAUUUUAAACGCAGUUCUUGAGAUCAAUAAACUAAUUUAAGUCAGCCUUGUUUCUAUUCUGUUGGACAAUAAAAUACCAACAACUGAAA